Messenger RNA from Schizophyllum commune H4-8, 2359 nucleotides. RefSeq names its product alpha/beta-hydrolase. The transcript is spliced from 6 exons. Bases 61 to 2010 code for a protein of 649 amino acids. The record is from RefSeq and is a predicted model, not a curated record. Gene Ontology annotation, molecular function: triacylglycerol lipase activity. NCBI's taxonomy places the organism in Eukaryota, Fungi, Basidiomycota, Agaricomycetes, Agaricales, Schizophyllaceae.
CUUCGCUCCCUCCACCACGCUGCUUUAUGUCGUGAAGUCCCCGCGUCUCGGGCGCAAUCAAUGCACAACGUCGUCGGGUUCCCAACGCAUGUCGCUGUGCUCUUCAAGCAGGUCUUUCGCGUGGUUUCGGGGCUCGCGAUCUCGAAUCAGUAUAUCCUCCAUCGGCAGGCGGCGCUAGACGACGGACUUGCGCUGGCGACGGCGGACCCCAAUGAUUUUGACUAUGGGUGCAAUCCCCCGAGGCAGGCAGCAGAGCGGGAGCGAAGAUCGUACGUAUUUCGCGCGCGUUGGGGGAGGAUGUUCUCAUUCAGGCGGGCGGAAAGUCGCAGAGAUCAACACCGCAAGUCGAGCCAUGAGACACCGGACGAAGACGAGGGGAAGGACGAGCUACCCCACGGGUCUUCCCCUUCCGACCCUCCCCGCCCCCCACACCGUCACAUACGGCGCCGGAGAAGCGAUACAAUACACAAGCUAAUGGAGAACCCUGUACUAUAUGACCCCCUUCGCCGACCGAGAUACCCCCUUGUACUUUGCCAUGGGCUCUACGGCUUCGACACACGCGGACCCGACUCCUUCCCCAGCAUGCGGAUGCACUACUGGGCGAAUGUGCUCCGGAUCCUGCGCGAGAGGCUAGGCGCCGAAGUGAUCGUUACGGCGGUUCCCCCAACAGGAUCCAUAUCCUCGCGCGCAGAAGCACUUCAUUCGCAGCUGAGGGAGAAGGUGAAAGGACGGGGGCUUAACCUUCUCGCUCAUUCGAUGGGUGGCUUGGACUGUCGACAUUUGAUUUCGCACAUCAAACCUCAAGAGUACGCCCCACUGUCCCUCAUGAGCGUGAGCACGCCACAUCGCGGGAGCCCGUUCAUGGAUUGGUGCGCGGAACACAUCGGACUAGGGAAGCUACGGUACAAGGAAGAACAACUCGCGCGCGCCCUGCGAGAAGCCGGCCUCACCGAGGAGGAAGCCAUCCGCAAGGCCGAGGAAUCACGCAAAGCCGAAGAGUCCAAGGAAGCUGCCGAGCAGAAGGACGGCGGCCUCUCCCUCAGCGCCCUCAGCGCCCUUCCCUCCUCCUUCACCACCGCCGUCAUGUCCAUGCUCGACUCGCCCGCGUACGCCAACCUCACCACCACCUACCUGAACAAGGUAUUCAACCCGGGCACGCCGGACGACCCGAACAUCAAGUACUAUUCGGUGUCGGGGAGGAUAUCGAGCGUGAACGUGCUGCACCCGUUUUGGCUCCCGAAGAUGGUCGUGGACGAGGCGGAGCAAAAGUUCAGGCAGCAGUUGCGGGAGGAGUGGGAGGAGAGGCACGGGAAGGACGCAAGGUGGCCGGCGCACGAGGUUCCGCUGUGGGCAAACGAGGACGAGUGGGGGAACGACGGCUUGGUGUCGAUACAGAGCGCCAAGUGGGGCGAGUACCUCGGCGUGCUCGAGGAGUCAGACCACUGGGAAAUGCGAGGCGCGCGGGGGAUCGAGUUCGGCGUCGACCUGCCCGCGAUCCCCGCGUUUGGGCUCGGCGCGCUGAGGUCGAGCUUAUCGGAGGCCGACUGGAGCAUCAAGGACUGGAAGCGGCUCAUCGGCACAGCGACACGAGAGGAGCGCGAGCAGCGCGCUGCCGCAGCUGCCGCCGAGGCCGAGGGCGACCACAAUCAGCCUCGUGAGCGCACCAGCGAAGGCGAGGCGCAGGGCAGCGAGCGCGCACGAGAAGCCCGCGAGCAGCAACUAGCGCGCGACGACGCCUUCCUCAAGUCGUACACGGAGAAGCUGUCGAAGGUGGUCGACUGGCUCGCAGAACAGGUGCCGACGCCGCCCAUCAUGGCGAUGAAGGAGAAACUUGUUGAUGAGGCAAGGGAGAAGGGCGCGGCGCUGGUGGGCGGUAGCGACGACAAGGCGGAUAAGCAGAAGGCCGCGAAGGAAGAGAAGAAGCGGCCGAGGAGUGACCUGGAGACCAAGGAGGACAUGGAGCGCUUCUACAUCGCGCUGACGAGGAAGUUGUACGACGAUGGGCUCUGAGGCGUUUGGACGCCUGACCGUUUUCAACGGUUUGACCCGGCAUUGUCCUGCUCUGCGUCGGACACGCCUCAAUAUCAUGCACCGCCUCCGCGCGCUCAUAACCUCACGGAAGCGCAUACACGAGCCAUUGCCAGGCGGCGGGCCGGGAGGGGCAGAGCACUGUGGCUUGAGGUGUGCAAACGCAUUUCCUCUCAGAUGGAGCUGUGAAGUGUCGUGGGAGGUGCAGACUCUGCAGAGGCGGAGAGAUGCGGGGGAAGGGCAGGGGAUGAAGGAAUUGAAGAGCAGUAAGCACUGAAAUACUAAUUCAAUUGUUGUUCCUAUGCUCCGCGAUCAUCUGCUCGUGCUCUCA